This is a messenger RNA of Mandrillus leucophaeus (drill), 1939 nucleotides long. RefSeq lists its product as uncharacterized. The record is from RefSeq and is a predicted model, not a curated record. The coding region runs from base 707 to 1195 and encodes 162 amino acids. The transcript is spliced from 5 exons. NCBI's taxonomy places the organism in Eukaryota, Metazoa, Chordata, Mammalia, Primates, Cercopithecidae.
GUCGUAGUCGAAGUGGAGGUGAGGGACGAUGGCUUUCCUCAGCCUGGGAUGACCCGGUCCACCGGAAUGCAGUUCCGGAGUGGAGGCGUGCUCGCACCCGGGGAGAGGACCAGAAAGCUGAGCCGCGGUGCCCCAGCGAGGGCACGAGGUCCCGGGCCUGGACUCCGCCGCCACACUCUUCUGCGGCCCCUUCCUGCUCUCUGCCAGCCCGCGGGUCCCAGGCGCGGUCCGCCUUCCUCCCAGCCCCAGGGAACGCGCGGCUCUGCUUCCUCACCCCCGCACCUUCCUCCUCCUCCUCUUCCGGCCACGGCAGGUCCAGGGGAAACGGGGUUAGAAAGGGACAGAUUUGAAAGCCGUUCCAGCAGUUUUGUCUGGCCUUGCGGUUGGUUUCUGUGCGGAAGAUCCCGCCGCUUCAGGGAAGUCUUAGGACGUGAACUCCCGCCUUCACCUGCCCCUGACCUGCUCGUAGUGGUGUGAUUCACGCUAAGGCAAUGGUUCUUUACGUAAGGGCUUGAAAGCUGAACGUGAGUUAAUGGCCUAACGUGACACUGGUGUGAGAAACGGAAUUGGAAAUGAACAAGGACGUGUCUGCAUUUUAAAAAAUGUCUUUUCGGUGAUCUUGUUAGAGAGGAGGUUCACAAACACUCACGUAGCUGCGGCCACUUAUCACUGCACCUCUUGCCAAAGUGCAGUCCACACACGUGCAAUGAGAAAAAUUAAAGGGACUUGUUUGAUAACACACGCAAAACUAUAUUUCUUUUUGCUUCAAAGCUCUCUCACCAUAUUUUGGGAAGUUAUGGAUCGUCACAUUCCCGUGCAUGCUUUGCCUGAAGAAAUCCAAAAGAUGUUGCCUGAAGAAAAAGUUUGUAAGUACUGUGGAGUCAGCUAUCUAAUUCUUCAUGAAUUUAAAGCUAUGGAAGAAAAAGUGAAAGCAAUGGAAAAAGAGAUGAAAUUUUAUCAAGGAAGUGUAGAUCGUGAAAAGAGACUUCAAGAAAAACUGCAUUCUCUUAACCAAGAACUUGAACAGUACAAAAUUGACAGCAAAUCCAAAACAGAAAGAAUUUACAAUGUAGGCAUGCAGUUAAAAAAUCAACAAAAUGAAUUUCAGAAAGUAGAGAAACAACUGAGUCAUUUGCAAGAUGAGUUAAAAAUUAAAUAUAGACAAUCAUACAUCUUCAGAUUGUGCUUUUGCUGAUGUAUGUAAGAACUCUGUCUAAGCCUGUCACACGGAUUUUCUCCUGUAUUUUCUUCUAAGAGUUUUAUAGUUUUAGCUCUUCUUUAGAUCUAUGAUCUAUUUCAGCUAACUUUUGUGUAUGAUAUGAGGUAAGGAUCUAAAUUCAUCCUAUUUCAUAUGGAUAUUCAAUUGUUCCAGCACUGUUUGUUAGAGGCCAUUUUUUUUCCUUAUUGAAUUGCCUUGGCAUCUUUGCCUAAAAUAAAUUCACCAUAAAUGUAAGGGAUUAUUUUUGGAUUUUCUAUUCUAUUCCAUUAAUCUAUGUCUUAUGUCAGUGCCACACUCUCUUAAAUACUAGGUUUUUAAUAAAUUUUAAAAUCAAGAAAUAUAAUUCUUCUAACUUCCUUUUUUGUUUUCAAAAUUGUUUUUGCUAUUCUGGGUCCUCUAUAAUGAAUUUUAGGAUCAGCUGGUAAAUUUCUGUGAAGUAGCCUGCUGGGACUUUGAUAGGUAUAGUAUUGAAUCUAUAGAUCAAUUUGGGGAGAAUUUCUACCUUAAAAUUUUUGUAUCUUUCGAGUCAUGAAUGUGGUAUGUUUUUCCAUGGAGAUCUUUAGCCCUCUCAAAAAUAUUUUGUUUUCUUUAACUUCUUUUAUUACAAUUUAUUUCUAAGUGUUUUAUUCUUUUUGUGUUAUUAUGAAUGGGACUGUUAAUUUUAUCUUGGGGAUUGGUCAUUGUUAAUAUACAGAAAUAAAAUUAAUUUUUGCGUAUGUA